This is a messenger RNA of Patiria miniata (bat star), 5125 nucleotides long. RefSeq names its product citrate synthase, mitochondrial-like (gene cs). Gene Ontology annotation, biological process: tricarboxylic acid cycle; carbohydrate metabolic process; citrate metabolic process. The transcript is spliced from 10 exons. Gene Ontology annotation, cellular component: mitochondrial matrix. The record is from RefSeq and is a predicted model, not a curated record. Lineage: Eukaryota; Metazoa; Echinodermata; Asteroidea; Valvatida; Asterinidae. Bases 182 to 1582 code for a protein of 466 amino acids.
CUCCCAGCAGCAUACAUGUAGAUUAUAUGUCGGCUGAACAUCGGCACCUGACUUUCUUACGGACGAACGUACGUGCGCCUUUCGUGCCGCCGGUAGAUUGCAAUUAGUUUUCCUCAAUUCGCCUGUUUCCCGAGCCCUCAACUAGCAUAACACAGGUUGCCUGCUCAUCAUAAUCAAAAAAAUGUCUUUGCUCAAAGUGUUAUCAAGACGGACCUUUCUUCAAGCCAAAAAUUUGGUGCCGUCACUAACAUGUGGUGCAAGAAGUGUCUCAGAUUCAACGAACUUAAAGGAUGUGUUAGCUGACAUGAUACCCAAGAAACAGAAGGAGGUGAUAGAAUUCCGUAAAACCUAUGGCGACAAGGUGAUUGGUGAGGUGGUGGUGGACCAGCUGUAUGGAGGCAUGCGAGGUAUCAAGGGUCUGGUGACAGAGACCUCUGUGUUGGAUCCAGAAGAAGGGAUUCGUUUCCGUGGUUACACAAUACCUGAAUGUCAGAAACUGUUGCCUAAGGUUCCAGGGGGCGAGGAACCUCUACCGGAGGGACUGUUCUGGCUCCUGAUGACUGGAGAAAUACCAACUGAAAAACAGGUGCAAGCAGUGUCUAAGGAAUGGGCAGCCCGUGGUGCCAUCCCAUCGCAUGUUGUUCAGAUGCUGAAUAACUUCCCCAGUAACCUACAUCCCAUGUCGCAGUUCAGCGCAGCCAUUACUGCUAUGAAUAGCGACAGCAAGUUUUCCAAGGCAUACAAUGAUGGAGUCAAUAAGGCUAUGUACUGGGAGUACACCUAUGAGGAUGCUAUGGAUCUGUGUGCCAAACUGACUACUGUAGCUGCUACUAUCUACCGCAAUGUGUACCGAGAAGGUAGCAGUGUAUGCCCCAUUGAUGUAGAUCUAGACUGGUCAGCAAACUUUGCUAACAUGCUCGGUUAUGAAGAUGAGAUGUUCAAGGAAGUUCUGAGGAUGUACCUCACCAUUCACAGUGACCAUGAAGGAGGCAAUGUGAGUGCUCACACUGUUCAUCUGGUUGGGAGUGCUCUCUCGGAUGCCUACCUGAGUUUAGCUGCAGGCAUGAAUGGUCUGGCUGGACCCUUACAUGGAUUAGCCAAUCAGGAGGUUCUGGUGUGGAUCACUAAGCUUCAGGAGCAGCUUGGAGGAGAGGUAUCAGAUGACCAGCUGAAAGAAUUCAUCUGGAACACUCUCAAAUCAGGACAGGUUGUACCAGGUUAUGGCCAUGCUGUCCUGCGCAAGACAGAUCCCAGAUACACCUGUCAGCGUGAGUUUGCUCUGAAGCACCUGCCUGACGACCCUCUCUUUAAGCUGGUAGCUCAGCUGUAUAAAGUGGUUCCUGAUACCCUGCUGGAACACGGCAAAGCUAAGAACCCCUGGCCCAAUGUGGAUGCACACAGUGGGGUACUCCUGCAGCAUUAUGGCAUGACAGAGAUGAGCUACUAUACAGUAUUGUUUGGUGUGUCCCGAGCACUGGGCACUAUGGCAUCUAUGGUGUGGGAUCGCGCCCUCGGUCUGCCCCUGGAACGACCCAAGUCAAUGAGCACACCUGGCCUGAUGAAACUGGUGGGAGCAAAGUAAAUCAAGCACCCAAUCACAUCCUGGUAGUAAAACAACUACAUGUAUUGCAAUUUAAAAAGGACGUGUUCAGCACCAGGUGUUGUACAUGUAUAUUAAGUGGAUCCACUCAAGAUGAGCCUAUUUUCUGCCAUUUUGUUGUACAUGUAUGUUCAUUCAGUAAUGUUCAUUUAUGAUCAGACAUUGUACAAAAGAUAAAUAUGUUGUCAAUGCCUAUAAGGACACAGAAUAACCAUAGUUAUAAUUGUAAUGUGUGACUAUAAUGCAGUUUAGAUACAGUGAUUGAUUAUUUUACGCAUGCAGCCAUAAUCUCUUUCCAUUGUUAGUUCAGUAGAUUGCAAACCAGUUCGUUAUUUCAACUGUCUUCAAGAUCUGAUGAUUUUCUGUUGCGUGUAAAUGCAACAGAUAAAUGUACACAUGUCUAUUGGGGAAUAAUUAACGAAUCUGCAAUCGCCAAUUCUGCCACUUAUCAGAAAAAACGAAUGCAGUUCAAAGUUUUCAGGAUUUUGUAUGUGCUUCCAGAUGACACUUUAAUUCAAUGUUGAUGGUACCUUCUGUGACUUUGCAUUCAUAGGGCAGACUGUUGAUUUUCAAGAAAACAAAUCAUCAAUCAUCUUGAUGCAUGCAUGUGCAGUUGCAAUAUUGAACUGGGCAUAUUGAUGCAAACAACAAGUAAUGUUACAUUUACUAAGUUGCCGUAUGUUAUUCAUAAAUGAUAAACAGUUUGAUCUGACCUCCAGCAAUAGUUGUUUUUGUCAACUUUGUCUUCAUGGGCUUACCAAGAUAUGGACGUAGGUGGUUUUUAUAAGGGGAAAAGGGAAAGCAUUUUUAAAAUUUGGAUGUGUUGUUAAUAGUGUCUUUCUACAAGGGAUGUAUCUACAUAGAGCUAGAAAAAAAGUUUUGGGAUGUAUUAGUGCACCGUGUACCCCUCGUGGCUAGGAGAUUAUAUUGUACUGUAGCGUAAAGACUACUCUCACAUUUGUGACGUCUCCCACCAAUGGGCUGUGAAGUUGAACAUUUCACUUUCUAGGUUAAUGCAUAAUUGAAAAAAAUGGUAUCAUCAGCUUUGAUACAAAAUUCUUUUCUAUGCCAAGUUAUGUGUUUUAAAGUCACUCAACUAUCAUUUACUAGAUUUCCAUAUGAACUGGCUUCAAAGUUGGCUUACUGAUAUUCACUAGUUUUGGAAUGUCAAUCAUUCCUGAUUUUUCAGAACGGAAGGAGAAUAUCAAAACACUUCAUUUCUGAUUGACUCCUGGCCAUAUUUUCUAACUGUUAGCUUUUUGUGCUGUAAUGCAUAAUCAACAUGUGCAACUUUACAACCUUUAAUGGUCACAUGGUCACAUUUGUACACUACCUAUGCAAGGCUUGGGCCCCUACACUUUUUUGACUAGAGAUAGCAUGUUUCCAUGGAGGAUUUGGUUCUAGAUUAUUAGCAGUGUUCAUAUUGCCUGAGAUAUAUAGCAGUACAUGUACCGGUAUAAGACUAAGAGAUAUAUACUUGUACGUGCAGCAUCAUGUUAGGUUAUAAACAUCCUUAGAGUAGAGGACUUUGGCUCUAGAAAGGAAAUGCUGUCAAGGGUUUUUGUACAAUCUGUUACAAUAAACUGAUUAAAAUGAAACAUAAAAUGUUGAAAUGGUUCCGGGGUAGAGUAUAGGCAAUUUGAGUUCCUGUGAUGGCCGAAUUGUUGUAACUCAAAAGUCCACAUACAUUUCUACAGUAAGUGAAAUUCAUUGCUUUUACUUGCCUACCACCAAUUACAAUGAUACUGAAUUGUUUUUACACUUUACCUCAUGCAUAUUCAUAACUUUUUUUUUAGAUUUUAAUCUCGUUUGUUCAUCAAAAAAUAAGAGUUGCAUUUAGUAGAUUCUGAGAUUAGUACUUGCUCAUCACUGCUGACAUGUAUGAGUGCAAUAAUGUCAUGCGUGAUGCAUUUUUGGUAAGUUAACAUGCAGAAAAACCACUCCAUCACACUGCAUGAUAUGCCAAGUUACAUCAUGAAUAUGUAUGAGUACCGUGAUCAUUUCAUACCCGUAGUUUCGUUUUGAAAGUUUGUGUUUUCUUAGUAUUCUCUGACAACAAAAGUGUGAAGAAUAUAUGAUUGCUUUAAUCAACAGUCUUUUCAUUGGCAUAUAAUACUAAGAGCUGUAUAUUGGCAUUUUGUGAACAUUGUAAAUAAUUUAAAUAUAUAUACCCUAACAUUUUAAUUAGGCUGACACUCAUGUAGUUCUCCAUAGUACACGUUUGUGUUUCAUCUCAAUUCCACAUAGCAUUUCAACCUCAUUCUUUUUCUAAACAAAUUCAUUUUUCAAAAGGUUGCUUUGGGAAAUAUCAAUUGUUGUGUUUUGUCCAUGAUGCCAAUUUUAUCCUUGAACAAUAUAACAUUUUGAUGAGGGGUAAUAACAACUCUACACAUCUAAAACUUGGUUUGCAGUUCCACCAAUGUAAACUAUCCCCAUAAAGAGAGGUAGUGCGGAGAACUAGAAGAGUCAACCCUCUCUUUUUCAAGACAGUUACUUCACAUAAUGGCCACGUGUGGUCUAGCGGUGGAGCACAGGAUUCAUGAUCGUGAGGUUGUGGAUUCGAGCCCGUUGUGGCCAUGCGUGUUGUGCCCAUGCGUGUUGUGCCCUUGCGUGUUGUGCCCUUGAGUAAGGCACUUUACCUCAAUUACUCCUCUCAACCCAGGUGUUAAAUGGGAAAUGGGCACCAGCAUUAUUCAAUGCUUGGAAAGUAACAGACUCACUGUGGAGCAGGUGUGGCGAUUCCCACACAACAGCAUACGAGUCUGGCCCAAUCGCUAAAAAAAAGAGAGAUGGGCAAUCCAUUCCCUGUAAACACAGGUUCAUCCUCUUUACCCUUUUAUACUUAACUUUACAUAAUGUAUCUCACAAACUUCUGCCAAGUUGCACACUUCAUCGUGCAAAGCCGUACAUCUGGUUUUAUACAGUGGACAUACAUGUACAUUGCUCAUCCAGUCUCUUUUCAUCCACUCUGCUAGGAUUGAACAUUGCCACCAACCUAGUUCAUUCUUUCCAGCCAGGGUGUGUUCCACUCACUUAUCAUUCAUAAAGUGUUUACAAGAUUUGUUUAUGUGGAAUUCAACCCUGAUUUUCACUGCACUGAAAGUUCAAUGACUGUAACUGACAAGUUUUUUACUGUAUUAUACAAAAGAGAUUUGUGUCAGAAAUGCAGCUGUUAUCACAGUAGCAAUUACUUCUGGUUAAUUUGGUUAUCAGUUAUUUGUUUCAUUUUCAAAAUUUGUUGAGUUGUUUAUUGAAGUAAUAAAUAAUUGCAGCAUAAAGUGGACUUUGGUAAAAAGAAGAAAUCUCAGAGGAUACAUGUAUUUCAUUCACAGCCUCAUGAAAAGAAUGUAUGUAAAAUUAAAUGAAGACAAUGUAUUGUGUUGAAUGAAAUAAGAAUGAUAGUGUCUAAAAAGAUGUUACACAUUACAUACAAGAUGUGUUGAUCUGCAGUUUAACUUGUGUGCACGACAUUUGAGUGGAUUGAAAUGACCCCGUGAAAAUAAAGCUUCUCCUGUUUUAAUCCGA